Messenger RNA from Plasmodium vivax (malaria parasite P. vivax), 936 nucleotides. RefSeq names its product ribosomal protein, putative. Bases 1 to 936 code for a protein of 311 amino acids. Gene Ontology annotation, cellular component: large ribosomal subunit; ribosome. Gene Ontology annotation, molecular function: structural constituent of ribosome. The record is from RefSeq and is a predicted model, not a curated record. Lineage: Eukaryota; Apicomplexa; Aconoidasida; Haemosporida; Plasmodiidae. Gene Ontology annotation, biological process: ribosome assembly; translation. The transcript has a single exon.
AUGGGCCACCUAACCAGAGUAGCCAUCCCGUUUAUUCUCCUAAUGAUAAGUGAUAAGGUGCCAUUUGUCGGAAGCUUCUUCAGCGCAAGCGGUGGUGGCGAAAUGGCCCAGAGGGGGGGGAGGAAGGGAAGAAACGACUGUUACCACGUGUCGAAGCGGAGGAAAGGCGCGAGGGAGGUAGUCCGAAGUAGUGUUGCAAGGGAGGGGCUCCUAAAUAGCGUUGCACGGGAACAGGGAGGGAGUCCGCUGGGCGGCCCCCCCGUGCUAGAUGGGGUAGACAAAGCGGAGGACACAAGCUGUGAUGGCGGUGAUGACCGUGCAGACGCCCACGGUGGGUACCCCACACAUUGCUACACAGCCGAGCUGGACAUCUUCCAGAAUGACUGCCUACAGCUGAAGCAGUGGUACCAAGGGCAGCAGGUGCGGGAGAAGUGGAAGCAAAAGCACAUCGAAAAUGUGCGGAGCAACUACGAGAAGGUCCUCCUAAACAACAAGUACAAUGAGCUGUUUAACAUGUAUAGAAAUGUCAAAAAAAAUAAUGUAGAAAAUUCUAAAAGGAGAGUUAAAACGAACAGAAUCAAUCCGGUCGUCUAUAUAAAAAAAAGACUAGUCUCAGCAACAGCAAAGUAUAUUAAAAUGUCCUUUAUAAAAACGAGGAAGAUUCUUUGGAAAAUCAGAUACAUGCCCAUAAUAAAGGCCUUCGCUUUUCUGUACUACUACGGCACGAACAAAUACACGGUGAAUAUUUACAAGUGCAUUAAGUCGUGCCUCUUUAACGCCAUUAACAAAUACGGGCGGAAUAAUAUCAAGCCCGUUUUCCACACGCUGCAGGCUAAUAUGGGUGGGUACACCAAGAAGAUUAACAUCCGCGCCAAGGGGAAAACGGACAUCAUACGCGAGCCGCACACGCACAUUCGGGUGGUCCUCGAGGUGUAG